AUGGCUUCCAGCCCUGGUGGAUCCAUAGGCCGAGGUGCAGGCAGGGCUCAGGGCAGCGCACCAGGUUCUCCACCACGACCUAUGGAGGGGCGAGUAGGGGAUGGACCUGGAGGAGCCGGCGCGUGCUUCGUUGGGGGGUUGCUUACCGUACUGGCACCGACCUCUCGUCGCUCUUUCCGUUACGACGGCGCUCGACCCCCUCCUUCGGGGCAGACGCAGCCGGAGAGUGGCAGUGAGGAGGAGGAUGAGGAGGAGGAUGGUGAGGGCGAGAAGGAUGAGGACAAUGAGGGUAGCGGGGAUGACAGUGAGGCCGGGUGGGACCCAGAGACACAUGGCGGUGGGGAGGGGGGAGAUGAUGAUGAUGAAGACCACGAGAUGGAUGGGUUGGAGCCAGAGGGGCGGGAGGAGGAGGUGGGAGAGGGUGGUGGAAGGGCGGCGACAGAGGCGGGAUCACAGCAUGUGCGUGAAGGGUGUGGGAGCGUGGGGGUUAAGGUGGGGGGGAGAAAGGCCGCGACCAUUAGGGAGCCGAGGCUGAGGAAGAGGGCGAACAAGUUGAGGGAGCGGGCGUAUCCCUGCACGUUCACUGGGGAGCCCUUGGGCGAGGGUGUGAUCGCUCCGGAGUUCCUAGACGAUGACGGAGGGUCCGAGAGUAGUAAGGGGACUGGCAAGGGCGGGAUCGAGCGGUUCAUGACAUCCAAACUGACCUCGGUGCAGCUACGGCAGGCGAUCACGAAGCUGGUGGUCACCUGCGACCUCUCCUUCCGCAUCGUCGAGGCCGAGGCUUUUCGGGAGCUUUUGAUCCUGCUAAACCGCAACUGCGCGCAGAAGAACUUCAUCCCCUCGCGCUGGACGGUUUCCCGCGACACUGUGGUCUAUGCGGCUGCCGCUCUUCAGUCAGCCAUUGCGGAGAUGCUGGCGAAGGAGGGGGAGCUGGGGUGCAGGGUGUCGUACACCAUCGACAUGUGGACAGCGCCCAACAACAGGGCGUGGCUAGUGGUAACUGGUCACUGGGUGGACGAGAAUUUCCAGCCCCGCACAAUGGUGUUUGAGUUCCGCGAGAUUCACGGGCGGCACACGGGCAAGCAGAUGGCGAGGGUGGUUGAGGAGACGGUGGUGCAGUGGGGGUUGGAGACGCGUUGUCUUGGUUUCACCUCUGACAACGCCUCUAGCAACACUGCCGCUUUCAGGUGGAUGUCGGAGGAGGGUGGUGGCCAGUGCUUCUUCAGCUCGCGCAUGCACUUCCGGUGCUUGGCACACGUGAUCAACCUUGCAGUGAAGGCCGCUCUCGCUGUGACCACCAUCCGCAAGUUGUUGAAGAUUCUGAGAGAGAUGGCGUCGUGGAUAGGCUACUCGCCGCAGCGCUCAGGGAAGUUCUUGGGCCUUCAGCAGACCCUGAACACGCAGGCCAACCCUGCCAAACCGAAGCCGGCAUUGAAGCUGGUGCAGGACAGUCCCACGCGCUGGGGGUCGACCCACAACAUGGUCGAGCGAGCUGAGGUUCUGCAGGAACCCAUCUCUGUCUUCUUUGCCCAGACACAGGGCUUGUCGAAGGCUGACAGGGCGAAGGUGGAGACCCUGCGCCUGACGGACGCAGACUGGGAGACUCUGCAUGCUAUCAAGACGUUCCUCAGCCCAUUCGCCAAAGUCUCAAAGGCGGCGGAGGGAACGGCGUACCCUACAGUGGCGAUGGUGCUGCCGUACUACAACGGCCUGAUCGACGCUAUGGAGUCGCGCCUAGCCAAGGGGCCAUCGGCUACGCUGAAGCCGAUGAUUGAGGCGGCGCUGGGCGAGGUGAUCCAGCUGGUACGCACACGCGUGACCGAGUACCAGGCCCGGGCUGCAGCGCUUGCACCUCGGCCGACCCCACUUGCCACAGUGACGGAGGAUGAGGAGGGGGAGGCGGCGGAUAACGACGAAGACGCGCAGUUUCUCCCUAGUCGCCGACGACUUGCGGCGCGUCUGUCAGCCAGCCAGGAGGCGGGGAGGGGUGGGAUGGUGCAGGAUGACGAGGUCAGCAGGUACUUAUCUGAGAGGGUGCGGUGCGACGUGUCACCGUUGGAGUAUUGGCGCAACGCCACCAACAUGCAGACGCUGAGGCGCAUGGCCCGGGAUUAUCUCGCCAUCCCUGCCACGUCCGCGUCGAGCGAGCGCGUGUUCUCCCUCGGCCGCAACCUCAUUUCCUGGAAGCGGCACCGCCUAGCCUCUCAGAGGGCGCGAGCUGUCAUGGUUCUCCGAUCAUGGUACACCUCACACCCUGGAGAGAGGAUAGGCGAGGGCCGCCGUGCAAAAGGCGUCGCACCACCAGAGUUCGCCAUUGAAGGCGAGGGGGAGGAUGAGGAGGAGGAGGAGGAGGAGGAGGAGGAGGAGGAGGAGGAGGAGGAGGAGGAGGAGGGGGAGGAGGAGCAGGAGGGGGUGGGUGCUGGCGACACCACUGACGCGGAGGAGCACGGUGUUGUUGGUAGUAGCAGUGGUGUUCAGGCCGACACGUCGUCCGCCUUCCCGCCCUUCGAAACGUAUUUUCGCCAUUCCCUCCCCGAGUCCCCCGUUCGCCGCAACCCCUAUGCUGUCGCGCGACUCCACACGUCACCCGCGCGCCACGCGUCCGACAUAGACACGCGCUCCCACCGCGCCGUCACCUUUCCCUCCCACCCGCCGUCCUCUCUCACGUCGCCUAGUGAGCGGGAGUUG
This is a messenger RNA of Closterium sp. Naga37s-1, 2688 nucleotides long. Lineage: Eukaryota; Viridiplantae; Streptophyta; Zygnematophyceae; Desmidiales; Closteriaceae. The record is from the annotation of a GenBank genome assembly.